This is a messenger RNA of Episyrphus balteatus (marmalade hoverfly), 743 nucleotides long. RefSeq names its product 26S proteasome regulatory subunit 7. Lineage: Eukaryota; Metazoa; Arthropoda; Insecta; Diptera; Syrphidae. The annotation marks the transcript as partial. The transcript has a single exon. Gene Ontology annotation, molecular function: proteasome-activating activity; ATP hydrolysis activity; ATP binding. Gene Ontology annotation, cellular component: proteasome regulatory particle, base subcomplex. Gene Ontology annotation, biological process: proteasome-mediated ubiquitin-dependent protein catabolic process. The record is from RefSeq and is a predicted model, not a curated record.
GUGCUCCUUUUCGGUCCCCCGGGAACAGGUAAAACACUGUGCGCCAGAGCUGUAGCCAAUCGCACAGAUGCUUGCUUCAUCCGUGUCAUUGGCUCCGAGUUGGUGCAAAAGUAUGUUGGUGAAGGAGCUCGAAUGGUGCGAGAGCUCUUCGAAAUGGCCAGAUCCAAGAAAGCCUGUUUGAUAUUUUUCGAUGAAAUUGAUGCCAUUGGAGGAGCUCGAUUCGAUGAUGGAGCGGGUGGGGAUAAUGAAGUCCAAAGAACAAUGUUGGAACUAAUUAAUCAAUUGGAUGGAUUCGAUCCAAGGGGAAACAUUAAAGUAUUGAUGGCAACGAAUAGACCCGAUACUCUCGAUCCGGCACUAAUGCGUCCUGGUCGUUUGGAUCGUAAGGUUGAAUUUGGUUUGCCCGAUUUAGAAGGACGAACUCAUAUAUUUAGAAUUCAUGCUCGAUCAAUGUCCGUAGAGCGUGAUAUACGUUUUGAAUUGUUGGCACGUUUGUGCCCCAAUUCAACUGGAGCUGAAAUUAGAUCGGUUUGCACUGAAGCUGGUAUGUUUGCUAUACGUGCAAGGCGAAAAGUUGCCACAGAGAAGGACUUUUUGGAAGCAGUUAAUAAGGUUAUUAAGAGUUAUGCUAAGUUUAGUGCAACGCCUAGAUAUAUGACUUAUAAUUAAAUUAGUCAAUUCAAUAAUAAUUAAGUUUUGUGAUUAAAAAAAAAAAAUAGAUUAUUAUAAUUAUGUAUACAUUA